Salvia splendens (bonfire salvia) is the source of this 1457-nucleotide messenger RNA. Its product is annotated as E3 ubiquitin-protein ligase FANCL. Gene Ontology annotation, biological process: protein monoubiquitination; interstrand cross-link repair. The record is from RefSeq and is a predicted model, not a curated record. Bases 376 to 1125 code for a protein of 249 amino acids. Lineage: Eukaryota; Viridiplantae; Streptophyta; Magnoliopsida; Lamiales; Lamiaceae. Gene Ontology annotation, molecular function: ubiquitin protein ligase activity. The transcript has 11 exons. Gene Ontology annotation, cellular component: nucleus; Fanconi anaemia nuclear complex.
CACCGUUCGCUAAUCGCCGCCGAGAAAUUGGCCGGAACUGCACGGUUUUGCAUAUGUUUGACACAGUUUAAAAGAAGCUGUAUAUUCCGUUUCGGGUUACUGUAUAAUUCACUCCAAUUUUGCUCCACGAGUUUUAACUUCUAUCAGAGACGGUGUUUGCUGCAAUUGGAGACUAAUUUUGCUAUGGAUUCGGAGAUGGAAGUCGGCAGCAAGAAAUUCACUUACAAAAAUAGAUGCCGAGAGCUGGCAAUGUCGUCUUCGUUCUGCCGCAGAAUAUACACGGAGGUAGAAGAGGUUGGAUGGGAGCACCUUGUGAAAUUGGGGGAUGAUCUGACAUUUAUUAGGUUCCGUAUCAUAUGCUCUUAGUCAUGAUUCAUGAAUGGUACAUGUGCUAGGGACAAUAAGAGGAGAGCGCAUAUUCUGGAGAUAACCCUGGAUAAGACCUAUCCAAGGUCUCCACCUUCAUUAUCAGCGGAUGUGCCUUAUAAUUCUCAUCCGGAAUGGUCAUCAAACUCGAGAUUAAGAGAUGCUGUCCAGCAGUUUAAGAGGCAUGUGGAUAAGCUCCAGGACUUUUGGUUGACUUUAGAUGACAUUGAUCGGUCUUUUUGCGUUAUUGAUCCAAAGCACUCUCACCUUGCAGUGUCGUAUCGCCAGAUAAAAAUAGGAAAUGAUUGCUGUAUUGUACUAUCUAUCAAUGUCGAUGAUCCAAGAUCCUUGCCAGAAUGCCGCUUCCUUGGUUCAGAUACGGAAGUCAACAUUUUGAGAGAUAUUUGGAAGCAAAAUUGUAAGAAAUGGACAAGAGAAAAAUCAUGUCCUGAAAAUCUUCUGCAUAUAUUUGGAAAUCAGUUACCACAACCUUCACAUCUCCAAAAGAGUGAGGAGCAAGUUGAAUGUGGCAUUUGUUAUGCUCAAUACCUUCCGACAGAUGAUGAACUUGGUGCCAAGAGUGGAACUGCAACUGAUUAUUCAUGUGAAAAUGGGAGCUGCAAUCGAGCAUUCCACAGCGUUUGUCUUGGCGAUUGGCUCUGCUCUAUUACGACGACAAGGCAGUCAUUUGAUGUUCUGUUCGGGAACUGCCCUUACUGUUCAGAUCCCGUUGCAGUCAAACUCGGCAUGAAGAAGUAAAAUUUACUACUAUUACCCUAGAGCACAAAACACUGGUUCCUAUCUUAAGGGGGGGUGAAAGUGUAGAGAAAUAUGUGAAGAAUAGUCUAGUAAUUGCUCUUGUAAUCUAUGUCAGCCAUUGGAAAUGUGUGUUGAGAGAACAAAUCCCUAGUUUGCUUUACUAUAUGCAAAUAUGAUGAGUUUUGGUAUUGCAUGAGAAUCUCCGAUUAAGAUUUGGUGUGCAAUACUACAGCUGGUAGUGAUUGAUAUCUAGUCAUGAUUGGACCCACGCAAUGACAGAUUCUUCAUCCUACAAGUUGAAUUGCAACCCCUUUGGCUAUGGGGCCUCCCUC